Durio zibethinus is the source of this 2482-nucleotide messenger RNA. RefSeq names its product mannosyl-oligosaccharide 1,2-alpha-mannosidase MNS1-like. Gene Ontology annotation, biological process: mannose trimming involved in glycoprotein ERAD pathway; carbohydrate metabolic process. The record is from RefSeq and is a predicted model, not a curated record. NCBI's taxonomy places the organism in Eukaryota, Viridiplantae, Streptophyta, Magnoliopsida, Malvales, Malvaceae. Gene Ontology annotation, molecular function: calcium ion binding; mannosyl-oligosaccharide 1,2-alpha-mannosidase activity. Gene Ontology annotation, cellular component: endoplasmic reticulum; Golgi membrane.
ACAAAUUUCCUUCCAAAUUUGCAGUACUACCACUAAUUGGUUUGGAAUUGGGCAAUGUGAAAGGUCUAGUUUAGGUGCAUACGUUUGGGUUGACUUGACCUGUGUGGAUAAUUUCUUUUGAUAAAAGAAAAAACACCUCCCUCAGACUCCGUCGUCAAUUCAAUCUCAAUUUGAGAAAAGAAUUAUCCUUUUUUUAAUUUUAUUUUUCAAAACAUUGUUGUUUUGGUUUGAUCCAACAAUAAGAUCGCAGGGGUAAAAACGCUGAGAAUGGGAAAGAAAUCGUCAUCUUCAGCAUCAUCUUCAUCUGUGUGGAGCAGAGGAGGAUGGCGAUAUCUUCACCCGUCGCGUUACCUGAAAAAGCCUAAACGAUUGGCACUCCUCAUUUUCGCCUUCCUUUUCCUUAAUUACUUCCUCUGGGACCGCCGAACCCUCUCCUCCGCCCAUCAGCUAAAGGUAACCGAAUUAAAUCAACAAGUAACAAGCUUGCAAAAUCAGGUACAAGAAUUGAAGAUCAAGCUGAGAGGUGCAGGUGUGCAGAGAAAGAUUAUUGGGAUUGGAGAUAAUAAUAUCAAUAAUAUUAAGAAGAAAGAGGCUGAUUUGGAUGAUGAAGACCCUAUUAAUAUUGAACGAAGACAGAAAGUGAAAGAAGCAAUGCUUCAUGCUUGGAAUGCCUACGAAAAAUAUGCAUGGGGCCAAGAUGAACUUCAGCCACAAACAAAGAAUGGUGUUGAUAGCUUUGGUGGUCUUGGAGCAACUCUUGUAGAUUCUCUUGAUACAUUGUAUAUAAUGGGUCUAAAGGAGCAGUUUCAGAGAGCUAGAGAGUGGGUUGCAAACUCGUUGGAUUUUAACAAGGAUUAUGUAGCUAGCGUUUUUGAGACAACGAUAAGAAUUGUUGGUGGGCUUCUUAGUGCGUUUGAUCUCUCUGGAGAUGAUAUUUUCCUUCAAAAGGCUAGAGAUAUUGCAGAUAGGUUGUUGCCUGCAUGGAAUACAGCAUCAGGAAUCCCCUAUAACAGAAUUAACUUAGCACAUGGCCAUGCUCAUAACCUUAGGUGGGCAGGAGGAAACAGUAUCCUGGCAGAUUCUGGAACAGAGCAGCUUGAGUUUAUUGCUUUAUCUCAAAGAAUAAACGAUCCCAAAUACCAGCAGAAGGUGGAGAAUGUCAUCAAAGAAUUCCAUAAAAUCUUCCCUUCUGAUGGUUUGCUCCCAAUCUACAUCAAUCCUCAUAGUGGAACAACAUCACAUUCAACUAUCACAUUUGGUGCUAUGGGUGACAGUUUUUAUGAAUACCUACUUAAAGCUUGGAUACAGGGUAACAAAACGGAAGCUGUAAAGCAUUACAGGGAUAUGUGGGAGACAUCAAUGAAAGGUCUGCAAAGCUUGAUUCGAAAAUCAACUCCAUCCUCAUUUGCGUACAUAUGUGAGAAGACAGGAAAUUCACUGUUUGACAAGAUGGAUGAAUUAGCAUGCUUUGCCCCUGGAAUGUUGGCUUUAGGAUCUAUUGGUUAUGGUCCAGGAGAAGCUGAAAGAUUCUUAGCACUUGCAGAAGAGCUUGCCUGGACUUGCUAUAAUUUCUAUCAGUCAACCACCACAAAAUUGGCUGGAGAGAACUAUUUCUUUCGCACUGGACAGGACAUGACUGUUGGUACGUCAUGGAAUAUUUUGAGGCCUGAGACUGUUGAGUCACUCUUUUACCUCUGGCGUCUUACUGGAAACAAAACAUACCAAGAAUGGGGUUGGAAUAUCUUUCAAGCAUUUGAGAGAAACUCCCGUGUUGAGACUGGGUAUGUCGGGCUUAAAGAUGUGAAUACAGGUGUGAAAGACAAUAUGAUGCAAAGUUUUUAUCUUGCGGAGACGCUCAAGUAUCUGUAUCUCCUGUUCUCACCUCCAUCUGUCAUCCCUCUUGAUGAAUGGGUGUUUAACACAGAAGCUCAUCCUUUGAAAAUUGUGACCCGAAGUCCUGAUGAAAGAGAAGAAGAAUAGCUGUUUGAGGCCAUACCAACAAAAGAGAGUCAAUGUGGUCUGACUAGCCUCUAGGCAAGACAAAUACUUUGAAAGCUUGGUUAAUACUCCCAGCUGCCCUCUGCCUCAGGUUGUCAAUUAUAAAUUAUUGGAGAAUCCCAUGGAGGGCAUUUUUGAACCACCUCAACUGAGUGUAGGGGUAGUGACCGAUGGUGUACUCCAUCUGAAAAUUGGACUGUAUCCUCAGUAUUCGACAAUGGAUUGUAUAUUAGUAUCUUUACUUAUUCGUGAUUCCUGCAUAGUAGGAAUAACUACAUUUCAAAUAAGAUUAAAAUUAUAUGCGAUCCAAUCCUUAUAGACCACGAGUGCUAUUUUUCAUAUUUAUAUAUUUGACAAUUAAAUUUUUUAUAGUUUUGAAAAUAACCAUGAAUUUUGAAUUAAAUUUGAAUUUGUUAUGCAAAAAUUUACAUGGAUAGAACAUGAAAACUGAUAGUUGGAUUAAAAGAAAUAUUAAUUUGUAUAA